Spizellomyces punctatus DAOM BR117 is the source of this 670-nucleotide messenger RNA. RefSeq lists its product as uncharacterized. The transcript has a single exon. Bases 186 to 614 code for a protein of 142 amino acids. NCBI's taxonomy places the organism in Eukaryota, Fungi, Chytridiomycota, Chytridiomycetes, Spizellomycetales, Spizellomycetaceae. The record is from RefSeq and is a predicted model, not a curated record.
ACCUCAUAGAAUCACGUAUCCCUAGUCACAAGACAAUGAACCUCAUGGACUUCAUGCGCUAUCUCCUUGUUCGGUGCGCUGAUUGGGAUCGUCGCAAGGAAUUCUACUCCCACCCUGCCCACACGCGAUGGAAAUGGCACUCCUUCAUCAAUCGGCAGUGAAGCGAAUCAGACCUCAUAUCCAACAUGCGCAACAAGUUUGGGAACUUUACCGUUGUGAUGGGUGAUUGGAGCGACGCUGGUCGAACUGCGAGAUUUCAGACCUCAUCAAAGACAAAAGGCUGGCGCACCCUCUUUAAGCGGAACAGGAUCAACUGCUUCCUUCUCGACGAGUACAAGACCUCAUCUGUCUGCCCUCACUGUUCCUCUGGCGUUGAAAAAGGCUUCAAAACACGACCUCAUUCAAGACCUUGGCGCCGUCGCGAAGGCAAGAUUGAAAAAGUCCACGGAUUGCUGGGUUGUACCAACCCUAACUGUUUACAGCAAUCCUGGACGAUGCGCUACUGGAACAGGGACACGCUGAGCACCUGCAACAUGCUGAUGAUUGUGCAAUCAAUGUUGGAUGGGCACUGUAGACCAGAAGUGUUCAGCAGGAGUGUUCCAGCCGUAGCUUAGAUUGGUUAGAUUAGGUUUUCCGAGCCGGUUGUCGCGCGGUUCAAUCCCUGGUGCGG